AUGUCGGACGAAAGCAUCAUCUUCAAAGAAGAUAAAGAAGACUUGCUCUACAUAGCAAGAAAAAUUAAUAUGGACGAAUUCACCUUGUCAGGUGAACAAGGUUGGGUGAGAGAAUCACUAGAAUCUGAGACUUCUAUACAGACCAAUGGAGAAGGAAUAACUCAAUCACAAACUGAAUUCCUAAAUGAAAAGAUGGAAACUGAAAUGGGGCCUGAAAUUUUCAAAGAUCCUUCCGUUUUGCUGAAGACGAGACCUUUUAACAUGGUUUGGUCGUAUGGUUGCAAUCCAAAAGUUGAUAUAAUUAAUUUAACUGAUGCAGAAACUAAUGAAAUAAUUUUUGCCAGUAGUCAUUUUCCUAUAAUCUACAACUAUUGUGAGAAAAAAAUGUCUUAUCUGGAAGGUCACCAUUAUACAGUGGUAGCUAUUUCAAUUGAUAGAACAGGAAAAUAUUUUGUCACAGCAGACAAUGGUGAAGAUGGAUUUAUAAAUAUUUGGGAUGGGUCAUUGCGAAAUACAGAUACAGGAAAAAUUGCUCCUGUUUUAUCAUUAUACGGGAUUUACCAAAAAUUUGGAGUUAGUACUGCACAUAUAAGCCCCUGUGCUCGAUACUUAGUUACAAUUGGUGGAGUAAAAGAAGACCUAUAUUCUAUAGAUAUGUGGCUCUGGACUUUAGGGAACAACACGCCUGAAGAUUCUUUUAUUGUAUCUAGCACUCAUGGAUAUCCAAUUGCUAUACGAUUUAAUCCUAAUAUUGAGGAACACAUAAUGGUUAUUUUCUCUAAGCAAGUAUUUUUGCUGUUUUGGGAUAGUGAAUUAAUGAAAUUUACCCUCAAAAUAACUCCCCAAAUAAUGCACAGAAGCAAAAUAGGUCAUUUAACAACCGGUACAUACGUAGAUCAAUGUCACGAAUGUUACGCAUCGAGUAGUAAAGGGUGUAUCCUAACUUUCAGUAAUGCCCUUUAUGCUAAACCAUUUGAAGAAGGUGAUCUCGACAAUAAUAAAAUUUUUCGAAAUGCUGUUAAAAUAUCAGAUGUUGCUGUCGAUUGCUGUAAUACAAUAGAUGGAUUGGUUGUCGCGGGUGAUACACGUGGUAGGAUCUUCUUUUUUAAUAAAAGAUUAAUGAUUUUGUAUUGGCUCACUACUUUUAACUUGGGACCAAUUUCGUCGGUAAGCUUCAACUUGGUACCAAAAGUGAAACGUCAAGAAAUGGGUCAAUAUUUUUUUGACAAGACUACCGAAGAGGAAAUCAUGAACUGCGAUUUUUUGGAUAUGGCUGAAGAAUUCGAAGUACUUUUUAAACACGACUUACCUAAAGAUGCUACUAUAAAUCGUGCACCGUUUGUAAUAAGAGACUUUUUUAUUGCAACUGCGCAAAGCAAUAUUUAUUCAGUAGAUGUUAUUAACCACAAAUGUGUACCUCUAUUCCAUAUAGCCGAUGGUUAUGUAGCAGCUAUUGAAACUCACGAGGAAUCGGACUACAUUAUUAUUGCCUAUAAAAGUAACCGAAUCAUUUUGAUGAACUACCUAACUAACGAAGUGCUUUGUGUUAGUAUUUUACCCAAAGGAGAGGAUGAAGCUGCUUGUAUAAGUUGCAUAAAAUACGAUGCUAAAUCUCUUCAUUUGGUUUGUGGCAAAACUAAUGGAGAAUUAUGGGUUCUCGAUCCAAUUUUGUUAGAACCAAAGCAACCUGAACCAUUUCAAAUUACUAAAAACAAAAUAGUGAAGAUCCGCUUUUCAGUUUGGCCCAUACAAUUUGCUUAUUUCGAUGAAAACAGAACAAUGGUUAUUUUUCAAUAUAACAACAAAGAAGGAAAAUGGGAAUUUAAGGGGAAGAUUAGACCGCAUUAUGGGGAUAUUACCGACAUCUUGUAUAUACCAGUCAAAAAAUGUUGGAAGCUCUACAGUAUUGCUGCAGAUCGCCACAUAAUCGAAUAUAAUAAUGAUAAAUUAGAUACUGAAGAUUUCGCUGUUCAAAGCUCAGAAAGAAUCGAACAGACAGCAAUUCCUAUAUGUAUGAUUUAUUGGGUUUUAUUGCAUGAUGAGAAAAAAAUGGGAUACAUCCUACUUGCUGAUGAUAAACACAAGUUAAAGUUUUUAUACCAUGUUUCUAAAAUUCCAAAAUCAGUUAUCCUCGCACCAGCAUAUGGAUGUUUUAAAUUUCAGUUGAUUAAAAAAAUGCAGAUAAUUCCACAUUGCGACUCAAAAUACAUGGCAUUUUCUACAAAUAGGCAUUGCGGUAUACAUAUUUUACCACCAGACGGAAAUCCAUAUAAAUAUGUUGGAUAUUUAACACAUCCUGUAAAGUUGGAAGAUUUUGUUUUAUCAAAAGACGGCCAAUUCAUGUUUACAUUUGGAGUUAAUGAUCACUGUGUUUUUAAAUGGAGUAUAGAGACCAAGUCAGUGGAGAAUAUGAAACAUUUGGGCGGUAAAGAAUUAGAACCAUUUUAUUGUCUUAUCGAAGGUGGCUAUCAUGGAUGGUUAUUCCACGAAAUAAAAGACUUGUUUUAUUAUAUGCAAAUAUUACAACAAGAAAAUAUCGAUUUGCCCAGAAGAGUUUCCGACACUAUAAACAUAAGUGAAAUACCGGACCUAUUUAGAACUAUUGGCUUUUAUCCGUCUGAUUUUGAGUUGGAGAAUAUAAUGAUAGACGUCAAAUUUCGAAACAUGGACGAAACGAAUAAAACCAACGAAGACAUCUCCUUUACCGAAUUCGUAAAGUUGUAUUGCAACCAUAAACCCGUGUAUGGUUAUUCCCUUAAGGACCUGAAAGAUGUCUUCACCACAAUACUUCAAACUCAGGAACGUCAACAAGCUACCUGUAUUGAGAGACAAAAAUUUGUGGAACUUUUAACAACUCAAGGUGAGCCUAUGUCGACGACGAGCGCUUUUCAAUGUUUUAGAUCAUUAAUGAGGAUUGAACAAGAUGAAGAAAAUUUUGAUUUCCUACCUGAGAAUAUAACCUUUGAGGUUUUGUUUGAAGAGAUUCUUGGUAUUGACAUGGAAAGAAAGUUUGUUUUGGAACCGGAAGAGUCAAGUGAAGAGGAACCCGAUUUAAAAAAAAAGUCAGGAAGUUCCAAAACUAUAAAGAUUGUUCUUUACUUGAGAUCUCACUCGAAGCUCAACGGCAGCCCAGCACGAGAGAUUCGCAAACAUUACUCCCUCUACUUCAAGACGUAUUGUCAUGAAGCUGAUGGUGACUUGCAUUGUUUUCCAACAAAAAAUAUAAAUUAUAGUUGCACUGUUAUAUCAUGA
Molecule: messenger RNA, 3252 nt
Organism: Psylliodes chrysocephalus
Lineage: Eukaryota; Metazoa; Arthropoda; Insecta; Coleoptera; Chrysomelidae
Source: the annotation of a GenBank genome assembly